AUGCAACUACCAGACGGCAGGUGGCUAUUCAGAGACAUUUCUUUUGAAUUAGAGGAGGGUGAUACGUUGGUAAUGCGAGGACCAAGUGGUGUUGGCAAAACGACAUUGCUAAAGUGUAUCGCUGAAUUGAUUCCUUAUGAGAAGGGCUACUGUACGUUGUAUGGUAAGGAUGUAAAUGACUAUACGAUUCCUGUCUGGAGGUCUCGUGUGAUGUAUGUGCCUCAGAGGCCUUCUGUGCAUCCUGGAACACCAAUGGACUUUUUCAAUAUGGUUAAAAAGUACGCAAGCCAGAAAUCCAAGACAUUGGACGAUCCAGUCAAAAUUGGCACUGAAUGGAAUCUAUCCCAUGAUCAUUUUGUAGAGAAAUGGAGUAACCUGUCUGGUGGAGAAAUGCAAAGAUGUGCUCUGGCCAUUGCUCUUGCCUUGAACCCUGACAUCUUGCUCCUCGAUGAACCCACUUCAGCAUUGGAUCCAGAAUCAAUCAAACUCGUGGAAAAUACACUCAAAUCAAAGACAUGUAUCUGGAUUUCCCAUGAUCCGGGACAGCAAGAACGAGUAGCUACAAAUACCCUCACACUGACUAGAUCACAUGCGCCUACUCCAGCAGAUUCUGUGAAAAGUCAAGACAGAAACAGCAACCACAGCUCAACCACAGUUCAAAUGUCUUGA
Mucor velutinosus is the source of this 669-nucleotide messenger RNA. RefSeq names its product Nbl1_Borealin_N domain-containing protein. The transcript has 4 exons. Lineage: Eukaryota; Fungi; Mucoromycota; Mucoromycetes; Mucorales; Mucoraceae. Gene Ontology annotation, molecular function: ATP binding; ATP hydrolysis activity. The record is from RefSeq and is a predicted model, not a curated record. The coding region runs from base 1 to 669 and encodes 222 amino acids.